GUAUUGCUGUAUGGCAUGUUUGUUGAUGCUUGUACAGUAUAUGCGAGAAAAUGGAUUGAUGAAGAUGGCGUAGAAAUUGAAAUUGUUAAAAGUAUCUCAGACGAAGAAUGCACGAUGAAAAGUGAAGCAGGCGAUACGCUGGAGCAGUAUUACAGGUUAACAGAUGAAAGAGGAAGACUAAUUGGAACAAAUUUUGGUGAAAAACCGUUUAAAUUCAUGUUGGGUAAUGGAGAAGUAAUUCGAGGAAUGGAUACAGCCAUGACAGGAAUGUGUGAAGGUGAACGACGUCGCGUUGUAAUUCCGCCAAGGGAAGCUUCCGAAAUGGAUGGCCACUUAGUCGAUGGUAUUGCUUCAGAUGCUACGCUGUAUUAUCUACUUGAAUUAAAAAGUAUUCAGAAGUAUAAUCCCGGUGAACGUUGGCUUGAUGAUGAUGGCUUGCAAAUCACAGUACUUCAUAAAAUUGAUGAUUAUUUAUGCAAACAAGCCAAGACGGGAGAUGUGGUUCAGAUUCACUUCACUCUUUUUCUCCAAGAUGGAACAUUUGUCGAUUCAACAAAAACUCGAGAACCUUACCAGUUUAUGCUAGGAUAUGGGAGGGUUGAAGGCUUAGAUCGAGCCGUAAAUGGGAUGUGCCAGGGAGAAAAGCGUAGGAUAGACAUUCCACCCUCACUAGCUAAAGGUGAAAUAGGAACUGCAGAAAAAAUCAAAAACGAUGUAUAUUUACAUUAUCAAGUAGAAUUGGUGAAGGUCAGCAAAAAAGACGAAUUAUAA
Messenger RNA from Thelazia callipaeda (thelaziosis nematode), 771 nucleotides. Lineage: Eukaryota; Metazoa; Nematoda; Chromadorea; Rhabditida; Thelaziidae. The record is from the annotation of a GenBank genome assembly.